GCCCCGCGUGCCGCAGCUCCGCCUCGCCGCUGGGCUCCGGGCGGGCCGGCGGGCGCGGAGCGCUGCUAGCAGCCAUGAUGGAAGGCUCGGACGACGGCCCAGAUUUUCUCUCGGAGGAGGACCGAGGUCUUAGACAGAUAAAUGUAGAUCUCCAGACUGAUGCUGCGCUGCAAGUGGAUAUCUCAGAUGCGCUCAGUGAGAGGGACAAAGUGAAAUUCACUGUCCAUACAAAGAGCUCUUUACCAAAUUUCAAACAAAAUGAAUUUUCUGUUGUCCGGCAACAUGAAGAGUUUAUUUGGCUUCAUGAUUCUUUUGUUGAGAAUGAGGACUAUGCUGGCUAUAUUAUUCCACCAGCGCCCCCCAGGCCUGACUUUGAUGCCUCAAGGGAGAAGUUGCAGAAACUUGGAGAAGGGGAAGGAUCAAUGACUAAAGAAGAAUUCACCAAGAUGAAACAAGAACUGGAAGCUGAGUAUUUGGCAAUAUUCAAGAAGACAGUUGCAAUGCAUGAAGUGUUUUUGUGUCGCGUGGCAGCACAUCCUAUUUUGAGAAAGGAUUUAAAUUUCCAUGUGUUCUUGGAAUAUAAUCAGGAUCUUAGCGUUCGUGGAAAAAAUAAGAAAGAGAAACUCGAAGACUUCUUUAAAAACAUGGUUAAAUCAGCAGAUGGUGUCAUUGUUUCAGGAGUAAAGGAUGUGGAUGACUUCUUUGAACAUGAGAGAACAUUCCUCGUAGAAUACCACAACCGAGUCAAAGAUGCUUCUGCCAAAUCUGAUAAAAUGACAAGAUCACAUAAAAAUGUGGCGGAUGACUACAAUAGAAUUGGUUCUUCAUUAUAUGCAUUAGGAACGCAGGACUCCACAGAUAUAUGCAAGUUUUUUCUGAAGGUAUCAGAGUUAUUUGACAAAACAAGGAAAAUAGAGGCCCGGGUAUCUGCUGAUGAAGAUCUUAAACUUUCUGAUCUUCUGAAAUAUUACCUAAGGGAAUCUCAAGCUGCUAAGGAUCUCCUAUAUAGAAGGUCUAGGUCACUAGUGGAUUAUGAAAAUGCUAAUAAGGCAUUGGAUAAAGCAAGAGCAAAGAACAAAGAUGUGUUGCAAGCUGAAACUACUCAGCAAAUAUGCUGUCAGAAAUUUGAGAAGAUUUCUGAAUCAGCAAAACAAGAACUGAUAGACUUUAAGACAAGAAGAGUUGCAGCAUUCAGAAAAAAUCUGGUGGAACUAGCAGAACUGGAAUUAAAGCAUGCUAAGGGUAAUUUACAGCUGCUGCAGAGCUGCCUGGCAGUGUUAAAUGGUGACACAUAAGCUACGCUCUGUCCUCCCACUAACAAGGGCUGCCCACCUCUGGAUUUUGUUUUCAUGACUUUAAAUAGGCAAUUACAGUUCCUGGAGAAAACAGUUGACAAAGUGCAUAUAAGCCAGCUCCUUUCAAAAGAAUUAAGCCCAACACCUGAAAGUAGCUCCAGACUAUAUGAAGCAACAGCAUACUUGUUAUACAUACAUAUUCGUGUUUAUUUAAUCAUUAUGCUUUCAUUGUUCAGAAACCAAUGCUCUGUUUUUGUGAAAAUAGCCAAUAUAAUUAUGUUCAUGUUACAAAUACUAUGAUACGCUACCAAUCUUAUUUACCUUUGUAAAGUUCACCACUUCUCAAGUUCACCAUUUGGAGCACACUGUUCAAAUGGCCUAAGUAUUACCAUUAGAUAUUAGUAUAUUGUUAUUAUGAUGGCAUUGUAUACAUUGUCUGAGGGUUUGGUUUUUUUUUCAUGUACUGAUAUCAAGAAACUUAAAUCUUUUUUUCAAUUGUGAACAUUUCUUAGAAAUUUUGGAGAACUUUGUGUAACCUUUAUAACUAUGAUUUAAAAAGAAAAGCAAAUGCAUUAGUAUGUUUGCCUUAACUUGUAGACUAAUCCAAUUAUUGUAAAAUAAACCAUGAAAUUGAUGAUUUUUCUAAAAUUAUGCAGACAUUGUAUCAUCUGUAAGCUUAAUAUUUUCUAGUAAAUCAAUCAGCUUUUUCUCUAUUCAUCCUAUAAAACCAUCGAGUAUUGGAUUGGUCUGACACUACUCGCCCAGUAGUUUUUCACUUGCGUUCUCAGGUUUAUCUGUUUGCCUAUCUGUUCGUCUGUGACUUUUGUAUCCAAUGCACUUAAAUUGUUUUGAGCUUGGUGUCUGACUUUGCAAUUUCUUUGGCAGAAGUGCUUGUCAGAGAACUUUCUCGGGUUUCUUUCCAAAAGGGGAAAAGUAAAGGGAGAUCAGAAAAUAUCUAAAACAUCAGUGAAAGGUAGUAGUAGUGCCCCACUUUCAUACAGAUAAGAAGCUUUGCUUCGGAAAAAAAGUUAAGGCAUCCCAAAUAAAGGAGUGCCUGAAAAGGAUCUUGUUCUGCUUGCUGGACUUAAACCUUAUGAAUCCAGUUUUAUUUGUUGUAUUGCUUUGUCUCUUCUAGUUGAACCACACAACUCUUCAAAGAGGUGCUGUUCUAUUGUGCAAUUUCAGGAUCUCAUAAAAGUAGGUUUUACUUGAUUAAAUUGCUCUUCACAGUAGGAUUGCUGCUUUAUACGGGUUUGUAGAGCUUCAGUGGAGCAGCCAGAUGUUUGGUGAAUGGGGUAUUUGGAAACGCAGACCAGUGUAAGUCAAUGCUUCUGUGAUUACAGACUCCCUGUACUGCUGCAGAAGUGUGCGCGUUUGGUUUUCUCUACGAGGGUGACUUGCACAGAGCGGCAUCCCUACGCUGCCGUCUGGCACACGGCAACAUUUCAGAGGCAGAGGUUUCUGAGCUGAGCACGCUCUUUGCAUCGUGUGUUGGGCUGCACACACAUAGCCUCCCUCAGACUUUUGAUUACCACUGCCCAACGGCUUGCAGCAACUUCUCUCCUGUAUGUAACACGUUCCAGCAAUGGCUCCUACAGUCAUAUUGCGCUGCUGUUCAUCUUGCAGAUGUAACAGCUAGAAUUCCUAAGGAACUCGUCUAAAAGUAGACUACACGGCACAAAGAUUGCAAUGUAUAUACAGCUAACACCACUGUAAAUAUUUUAAGUAGGAUGUGCGAACGGUUUUUAGGUUAGACUUGGGUGUGCGGUGUUACUAGCUCAUUAAAUUUUGUUCAAGCCUGUCGGUA
Molecule: messenger RNA, 3102 nt
Organism: Pogoniulus pusillus (Red-fronted tinkerbird)
Lineage: Eukaryota; Metazoa; Chordata; Aves; Piciformes; Lybiidae
Gene: SNX6
Product: sorting nexin 6
Exons: 14
Coding region: 75-1295 (406 amino acids)
Biological process (GO): retrograde transport, endosome to Golgi; intracellular protein transport
Cellular component (GO): endosome
Molecular function (GO): phosphatidylinositol binding
Source: RefSeq, a predicted model, not a curated record